Molecule: messenger RNA, 1209 nt
Organism: Anopheles darlingi
Lineage: Eukaryota; Metazoa; Arthropoda; Insecta; Diptera; Culicidae
Exons: 4
Coding region: 431-1084 (217 amino acids)
Source: RefSeq, a predicted model, not a curated record
CUUGAGAUCUGCGCGGAAGAAAUGCCGGUGCGGAGUUUUAGUGAGAGUAUUUAAUUUGGCUAUCAGCAUGCCUUAUCGACUAAUUAGUGGUAAGUUCAAGACCAGGAAGUUCUCGGUGAUGCGUACGGUGAUUCGGCUGUAAAGCGCCAUGGAUGAUGGAACCAAAGAGCGAAGAUAAAUCCGGUAGUUUGCCUGAUUUUGCUUGCGACAACGGUUUAAACGCAGAACCGAAACCACAGCGUGCUUGUUUCGCUCGUAAAAAGCGAACUCGUACUACCUCGUGGAGUGAAUUUCCGGGCCCAAAAGAAGCAGCUGAUCUGUGCACAGAGUCGAAAAGAUCGAAACAAUAGUUGAGCGCAGUUGGCCAAAAGCCACACGGACGGGGUCGGUCUCUAUAUCUACUUGCGAAUGCCCUCGGAGAGUACACAAAAUGACGAACGAAUCCGGUAACCAACUAUACCGCGAUGCGAUUAAAGCGAUAGAAACAUUUUUACUGGGAAUGAGUUUUCGUCUGCCGGAAGUAUACAGCGAUAUUGAACGUAUAAGAGCAGCACUAAGUGAAAACAAGAAGCUACCCAACUCUCGUCAGCUCGACAGCGGCGUAAGUAAAGCCAUUUCAUCCAACGUCGAAGCAGCAGUGGAAUGUGGCAAAGCAAUGAGGUGUUUCGAUGGCAGUAAGACGCUUGAAAAUGCGGAAAAGCUGCUGCAAACAAUGCUGCACAACUGCAAGCUUGUUCAAGGCUGUAUUCAAACAUUGCCCUCUGAUACGAUGGAUUCAUCACGAAUCGAAGAAGUUGGUACUCGCUUAGCACAUGUAGGCGAAGGAGCACAGCUAACGCACGUGUUGUUAGUAGAAGUAACGGAGCUUGCGAUGGCAUCGAAUGCAUACUAUCUUGGUGGAAGGACGCUAAUCGUACCAUCAGCCCCAAAAGGUUUGGCAGACGAUAUGACAAUGUAUUGUGCGUUAAUUUCUUCCGAAUACAGCAAAGCUAACGAAAAGCGGCCCGGUUCAAAAUUUGACCUCUCGUGGCCUCGGUUUGAAUUGCCUGCUAUAGAGCCCAACGUUAGAUCACUUCAGUUGUAGGAAUAGCUGAUGUUUUAAGAAAAUCAAGCCUUGAAUUAUUGCUUACACCACUCUGUUGUAUAUAACCGUUACACAAAAUAAUAGAAAGUGAAUAUUGACAGUAAAAAAAAACCAUUUAAGAUAAG